Molecule: messenger RNA, 1140 nt
Organism: Rotaria sp. Silwood2
Lineage: Eukaryota; Metazoa; Rotifera; Eurotatoria; Philodinida; Philodinidae
Source: the annotation of a GenBank genome assembly
AUGCCAAAAACAGAACAAGCGAAAGAUAUUAUGUUAAAUAAAUGUAAAGAUUAUCAUAGAGGAAAUAAAAAACAAAUGGAACAGAUUGAACAUUUUCGUAAUACGUAUACAUCAAAUCAAGCUAUUUAUUGGUAUACUCGAGAUAGUUUUAUAUAUCGUUUAGUAAAUCGAGCAUUUCGUACAGAAAAUAUAACAUUAUGGUAUUUAUUUCGUUACUAUGUUAUUGAUCUAUGUACACAAUUGGAAAAUGUUUAUAACGAACAAAAUAUAAAAACUUGUUUGACACUUUAUCAUGGUCAAGCUCACAUGCGAACAUAUGAAUUAGAAAACUUAAAAUCUAAUAUUGGUUGUUUAGUUUCAAAUAAUGGAUUUUUCUCGUCAUCAACUGAUAUUAAUAUUGCAAAAAAGUUUAUCCAAGAUGCUGUAGAUACUGAUGAUUUUAAGGUUAUUAUGUUUGAAAUAACUGUCGAUGGAUCUAGUCUUGAAAAUACUAUUUUUGUUGAUAUUGAUAAAUAUACAAAAAUUAUUGAUGAAAGAGAGAUAUUAUUUAAUAUUAGUUCAAUUUUCAAAAUUGAACAUGUUAGUCAUGAUUCUGAUCUUAGUGCUUGGAUAGUUAAAAUGACGGCAACUGAUGAAGGUACAGAUGAAAUUAAAAAAAGAAUUGAAGCAAAGAAAAGAGAUUUUCAUAAAGAUAAUAUUAAUCUUAUGUUUGAUCGUCCACUACUUGACAUGAAUGAAUAUACUAAAGCUGAAUCAUAUUUUCAAAUGUUAUUACAAGUCUUGCCAACAUCACAUAAAAAUAUAGCUUUAAUAUAUGAUCAUAUUGCAAUUGGAAAUUAUUCUCAAGCACUUGAAUACUAUACAAAGACUUUACAAUGCAAAAAUGAUCGAUUUAACAUGGCUCGAACAAAAUUAAAUAUUGAUGCAAUUUGUGCGAUAAACAAUGAUUGUGACAAAGCACGGAACAUUCUUCAACAAAUACAUUCAUGUUCAUAUGAUGGAAUUAUUCAUUAUCAAGGUAUUAUCGGCGAUAUUUAUUCAGUUCAAAACGAUAAUAAAAUCGCUGACGAAUAUUAUAUUACAGCAUUUGAAAUGAGUAAAAAAUAUCUGUUAACUGGAAAUCGACUUCGAGUCCAUUGA